AUGUUUGCCCCUCUAAUUUCUGAUACAUUUUAUUACGGCUCUUCAAUCAUUUCGGUGUUUCUUUUCUUUUCAUUUUACCCAAGAUCUAUACUAGGUCUCUUUUAUGAAAUUUAUCCCUGUCCAUAUUGUAAUUUUACACUUGUUCGUCAACAAAUACUCUUGCCAUAUAUAGGAGGGGCAGAAAUCAUUGACAAUUAUUCAUUAGUUGGUAAUAUGAAUCUUACCUUAAGUUAUUGCGAUAACGAAUUAACAAAUAUUGGUUUAGGCACAGAAUUUCAUUUUCCAUCAUAUGGAUUAGAGCAUUUAGUUUAUGAAAGAUUCCAAAAAGCUCAUAUCUCCAACCAGGGUGUUCUUUUACAUGGAUAUUUCUUCGAUAUUGAGAGAUAUCAUGCAUGGAGGAAAGAUGGACUCAGAGAAGAGAAAUAUCAUUCUUUGCAGUGUUUUGAUAAAGUUGCAGUUGCAUUCGGUUAUCAUAUUCCAUUUGGCCACUUCAUAUUUGACCAGCUCGCAGGAUUUAUUAACAUACCUUCAGAACUUCUUGACGGAAGAACUAUAAUUGUAAAAUUUAACGAAUACGUUGCUAGAACUUACUUGAAUGCUCUUGGAUUAGGAAAUCACAAAGUUGUCCAACUCACCGACGGCUGGAUGUAUGCUAAUGACAUAGUAUUAUGCGUUUCUGAAUACGGAAUGAUUUGCACAUUUAAAUCAGUGAGAGAACUUCGGUCAAUUCUAAGAAGAAAUCUUAAUUUAACACAAAUUAUUCCUGAAAAACACACUUUCAUAACAAAGGAGAAAACUAAGUGGGGGAGAGUCAAUAACAUGAAAGAGUUAUGUGAGUGGGCAAAGCAGAAAUACAGUGAAUAUUCAUGGGUAUAUUAUGAACCUGAUAUCUGCCAAAACUUAACCGAAAUCUCAAAGAUAAUGGCCGCAACAAAAAUAUAUUUAACUUCGAUUGGUUCUAUUCUUUUCAAUGACAUUUUUAUGAGUCCUGGAACUGGCAUUUACUGCGUAUCAGGCGACAGAUCGCUCAAUGAAAAUCUUGGUCAUGGUUUUAUACUUGAUGUAUGGAUGUACACUGUUGUUUCCAAAGAAAUCAAACAAUGGCAAGUUAGUGAAACAGCAGGUCUCAGCCUUGAGAAGUUUGAGAAAACUAUUCCGUAUAUAUUACAUGCCGUUUAUAAAGGAGGAUGGCCAAAUGAUAUUUUAACAACAUCACGACAAUAUUAUACAGAUAAUUUCAUGCACCAAGCAUAUGAAAAGUUCCAUGAUAAAGGUAAUUUAACUAAUUUUAAUGUUACGAGAUUUUCUACUUUAGACAUUAAUAACUUUUGGGUAGAAGUUGAUUGA
Messenger RNA from Trichomonas vaginalis G3, 1347 nucleotides. RefSeq names its product glycosyltransferase family. Gene Ontology annotation, molecular function: glycosyltransferase activity. The coding region runs from base 1 to 1347 and encodes 448 amino acids. The transcript has a single exon. Lineage: Eukaryota; Parabasalia; Trichomonadida; Trichomonadidae. The record is from RefSeq and is a predicted model, not a curated record.